UUGCGCAUCUCUAAGUGUCACUCCCCCUCUAACAGAAUCUUUGUGACUGGCUCUUCUGGCUCGCUUGGUAUCUACUCAACAACCACAACAUCCACGCCCUCUUCUGAUGGAAAUACAGCUCGACAGCCUCAGAAUCCUAAUACCUGUUUGCAAUUACAUCGCCUGACUGCUCCCGCCUGGCGACCCUUCUCAGGCCAGCCGGGUUACUUACCCCACCUGGCGGGAAUAGCAGCCCUAGCUAUUAGCCCUGAUGGCCAGCAAGCUUUUGUGGCUGACGAUUCCGGACGUGUUGGUAUAAUGCGUGUUGACCGCAUGCCUGCUCCCCGGCUAGAAACUGGCUCGUCUGGAAUGGACAAUCAAUCUGGGGGCUAUGUUUUUGCGGACUCCGGGAAUACUUCUAGAGGUUAG
This is a messenger RNA of Protopolystoma xenopodis, 408 nucleotides long. NCBI's taxonomy places the organism in Eukaryota, Metazoa, Platyhelminthes, Monogenea, Polystomatidea, Polystomatidae. The record is from the annotation of a GenBank genome assembly.